AUGCUGCAAGUCGAGUUGCCGUCGAACUACAUGACCAAGAACGACCUAACCUGGCUGAGACACUUUGGCGAGUGCGACGACGUAUUCACGUGCCUCAACGUCGAGGGUAGGAAGGGACGACAGACGAGGGACAUGGGCACUGGCAGAGCGACACGCAAGGAGUACAGAAUGCUCACCGACGAAGAGAGGAAUCGUUUUCACAAUGCCAUCAUUCGAUUCAAAAACCACUACGUAGGCGGACGAAGCAGGUACGACAUUUUCCUGACCUUUCAUAUGGCCCAUCGUUCUCCGGCGGCGCAUUUUGGAGCCUCUUUCCUUCCGUGGCACAGAGAGUACUUGAAAGAAAUUGAACUCGCCUUGAGGACGUAUGACCCUACGAUAGGAAUACCGUACUGGGAUUCGACGCUGGAUGAGGGUUUGCCUGAUCCGUCCGAUUCGAUCCUGUUCUCUCCCGAGUUCAUGGGCAACGCCAAUGGUCGAGUGGUUACAGGCCCAUUCGCGUACUGGCGUACAACUCUAGGCGGUUUCCUGGAAAGGGACGCCGGUCGGUCGGGUGCGCCGCUCUACUCGCCGUCUUCACUCGCAUACAUCUUCAAUCGCAGCUCCUUCAGCCAGCUGACGUACUGCGUGGACCCCUUUUUUGAAAUGGCACACGGCGGAAUACACGCAUGGGUAGGAGGGCCGAUGGAGAUCAUAGAGUACUCGCCGAACGAUCCGAUCUUCUUCCUGUUACACUCGUUCGUCGACUACCUGUGGGAGGUGUUCCGGCAGACGAAGCAGACCUCAGAGGAGCGAGAAACCGAUUACCCCCCUCCUGAACAAUGCUGCAGUAUCCAGCACUCGGCGCAGAGUACGAUGCUGCCGUUCGCGAAGCGAAACAUCGACGGCCUGUCGAAUUCUUACCUGGACGAGUUCUACCAUUACGAAAUGUCGCCGUCUUGCAACAAGUUUCAGCCGUUCUGUUACUCGCCUUACCUCUUCUGUGACAUCAACAGAAACAGGUGUCUGAGCAAAGUUAUGUUGGGCGGUUCGUGCGCCGGUUUCGAGUUCACCGACAUCUGCUACCAAGGAAGGUGCGUCAACGGCGUUUGCAUUUGA
Soboliphyme baturini is the source of this 1098-nucleotide messenger RNA. The record is from the annotation of a GenBank genome assembly. Lineage: Eukaryota; Metazoa; Nematoda; Enoplea; Dioctophymatida; Soboliphymatidae.